Molecule: messenger RNA, 481 nt
Organism: Coregonus clupeaformis (lake whitefish)
Lineage: Eukaryota; Metazoa; Chordata; Actinopteri; Salmoniformes; Salmonidae
Product: E3 ubiquitin-protein ligase Mdm2-like
Exons: 6
Molecular function (GO): ubiquitin protein ligase activity
Source: RefSeq, a predicted model, not a curated record
CAGGAGAAGAAGAGCUCGGAAACCAACGGACCUAUGGCAUCCUCUCUGGUGAAAGACAGAAUGGCAGAGAAUUGUGAGAGAAUGUCAGAAUGGCAUAGAACUGGUUCCCAAAUAAAUACGUUGGACAAUGAGAAACUUGUACGACCAAAAGAGAAACUGCACAUCUUAUUACAGCAGGCAGGUGCAGACAAAGACGUUUUCACCAUGAAAGAGGUGAUAUUCUACCUGGGGCAGUACAUCAUGAAGAAGCAGCUUUAUGACAUGAAGCAGCAACACCUAGUGCACUGUGCUGACGACCCACUGGGGGCUGUACUGGGAGUGGACAGCUUCUCUGUUAAAGAGCCACGAGUCCUCUUCGCUAUGAUCACACAAAAUCUCCUAGCAGUGCAAAAACAAGAAUCCCAGUCUCUGGAUAAACCGGAUAGAGGGCCUAAGGUAGGAAGACAACAUAGAAAGAGGAUCUAUUCAUUUUAUUUCUAUG